UAAAUGAAGGCCCAUACGCCGUCAGAACCAGGGUUGGCUGGGUCGUUAAUGGUCCUCUUCAUGGUGGAAGCUGUAGAGGUAAGAGUGGCUACGCUGCUGUAACAGCAAACCACAUCACACCUGCAAGAAAUGCUUGUAAAACAGUAUCAGCAUGACUUUAAUGAGAAAUCAUCAGAAGAGCAGAUUGAAAUGUCCAGAGAAGAUAUUAAGUUCAUGGAUAUUGUCAGUAGCACAGCAAAACUAAUUGGAGGUCAUUACUGCAUUGACCUGCCAUUCAGAAAGGAAAAUGUAACCCUGCCAGAUAAUCGUUAUAUAGCAGAGCAGCGCUUAUGUAGCCUGAAAAGAAAGUUUGACAAGAACAGUGUUUUUAAGGAGGAAUACACCACGUUCCUAAAUGAAAUAAUAACACAGAGACAUGCUGAGCCAGUUCCUCUUGACCAGCUGACACAGAGCAAUGGGAAAGUGUGGUAUAUCCCUCACCACGGGGUGUAUCAUCCUCAGAAGGGUAAGUUAAGAGUGGUUUUUGACUGUGCAGCCUCAUACAAAGGAACAUCACUCAAUAGUCAGCUUUUGCAAGGGCCUGAUCUCACCAACAGCCUCAUUGGAGUUUUUGUCCGAUUUAGGCAGGAACCUAUUGCAAUAAUGGCUGAUAUCCAAUCUAUGUUUCACCAGGUUCAUGUCUCAAAUAAGCACGUCAACUUUCUCCGCUUCCUCUGGUGGCCAGGUGGUGACACUGCACAGGCUCCGCAGGAAUACCGCAUGAAGGUACAUCUAUUUGGAGCUGCAUCAUCACCAAGCUGUGCCAAUUAUGCCUUGAGGAGAACUGCAGAUGACAACGCAGAACACUUACCUCCAGAGGUUGUGAGUACAGUGAAAAACAACUUUUAUGUUGAUGAUUGCCUCCGUUCAAUGGCCUCAGAAGGGGAAGCUAGGAAAAUGAUCCAGGAUUUAACGGCACUUUGUCAGAAAGGAGGAUUCACUCUGUCCAAGUGGGUCAGCAAUAGUCGUGCAGUGUUGCGCUCUGUCAGCGAAGGCCACAGAGCAAAAGACAUGAUGGAGCUGGAUUUGGAUACAGAUCAACUUCCUGUUGAACGCACAUUAGGACUACAGUGGUACGUUGAGACUGACCAAUUUGGAUUUAAGGCCUCCGCACGAGAGCAACCACAGACGAGAAAAGGAAUUCUUUCAGUGGUUAGCUCCCUCUACGACCCAUUGGGCUUCCUUGCUCCAUUCAGCAUGAGCGCUAAGUUGUUACUGCAGGAACUCUGUAAAAGAAACCUUGGAUGGGACGAAGAUAUUCCCCAUGUUCUCGCUAAGCAAUGGGCUGGCUGGUUGGAAGAUCUCCACAAGGUGGCAGAGUUCAAGAUUGAUCGUUGCAUUAAGCCUAAGGACUUUGGCAACCCUGUCACUAUGCAGCUUCACCCCUUCUCUGAUGCCAGUGAGGUCGGGUAUGGAGCUGUCUCUUACUUAAGACUGGAAAGGGACAAUAAAGUGCAUGUUGCAUUUAUGAUGGGGAAGGCCAGAGUUGCUCCGCUGAAGCAGACAACUAUUCCUCGCCUGGAGCUAACAGCUGCAGUUCUCGCUGUUAGAGUAGACCGCAUGCUACAGAAGGAGUUGCAACUUAGGCUGGAGAAGUCAGUUUUCUGGACCGACAGUACAACAGUCCUUAAAUAUAUAUCAAAUGAAAGCCGGCGAUUCCAUACCUUUGUGGCCAACAGAAUUGCAGUCAUCAGAGAGGCAACUGAUGUUGAUCAGUGGAGAUAUGUGGGGACAAAGGAAAACCCAGCAGAUGAAGCGUCAAGAGGAAUGAGGGCAGAAGACCUCCUGAACAGAAGGAGAUGGAUGAUGGGACCUGAUUUCCUCUACAAGUCCAAGGAUGGGUGGCCUAAAUUAGACGUGGACCUUCAGGUGAUUCCUGGCGCUGACCCUGAGAUCAAAAGAGACUUGACCGUGAAUGCUGUUGUUAAAGACACAGACAAUGCUACGAGCCACCUGAUCCAUUACUUUUCAUCUUGGAGGAGAUUGCAGGUAGCUGUAGCUUGGAUUCUUAAGAUCAAGGAUACUCUUGUGUUAUUGGGACAUAGGAGAAAGGAGCUUUAUGCCUCUGCUGACCUCAGUAUGGACACUCCAGACUGUCAUCAACAAGUGGAAAGCCAAAUGCAGAGCUUAAAGGCUACGCUCAAAGGACAGAGUCUGACACCUCAAGAUGUGACCAGGGCAGAGUUGUCAAUCAUCCGUUAUGUGCAACAUCAGCAGUUUAUCGAUGAAAUUACCUCGCUGCAGAGUGGUGUGAAACCCAUAUCCAAGGACAGUCCACUGUACAGAUUGGACCCAGUGAUGGAUGGUGAGAUCCUCAGAGUGGGUGGUCGGUUAAGCAAAGCCUCACUGCCAGUGGAAUCCAAGCGUCCUGCUAUUCUGUCAAAAGACCUGCAUGUAUCAACACUAAUUCUGCGCCACAUUCAUCAGCAGAUAGGUCAUGCUGGAAGAAAUUAUAUGUUGUCCAGUUUAAUGCGGAAAUAUUGGAUUAUAAAUGCAAACUCUGCUGCCAGAAAGGUCAUAUCAGACUGUGUUGUUUGCAGACGCAACAGAGGAAGACUCCUUGAACAAAAGAUGGCGGACUUACCUGCCGAAAGAGAGCCCCUUUCACUCAUGUAGGCGUUGAUUAUUUUGGGCCCGUUGAAGUUAAAAGGGGCAGAGGUCUUCUCAAAAGAUACGGAGUGCUCUUCACCUGUAUGACCAGCCGUGCUGUACCCUUAGAAGUAGCAU
Messenger RNA from Alosa sapidissima (American shad), 2766 nucleotides. RefSeq lists its product as uncharacterized. Bases 130 to 2655 code for a protein of 841 amino acids. The transcript has 2 exons. NCBI's taxonomy places the organism in Eukaryota, Metazoa, Chordata, Actinopteri, Clupeiformes, Clupeidae. The record is from RefSeq and is a predicted model, not a curated record.